Molecule: messenger RNA, 788 nt
Organism: Leptonychotes weddellii (Weddell seal)
Lineage: Eukaryota; Metazoa; Chordata; Mammalia; Carnivora; Phocidae
Gene: ZG16B
Product: zymogen granule protein 16B
Source: RefSeq, a predicted model, not a curated record
AUGCCUCUGGGAUUCCCCCAGAAAGAGCCGACCGCAAUUCCUUCCUGUUGCCCUGGUGGCCCUACUUCCUUCCUUCUGGAUGGGGGCCCACGGGGAUGGGGUGGGUAUAAAGGGCCAGGCGGAGAGCACCCAGGCACAAGACGCUGCACUGCCAGGACUGGGCGACGGACUCUCGUGGACAGGAGCCUUGGGACUCACCAUCCAAAGGCCAUGCUGCUGUGGCUGACUCUCGCCCUCCUGUGGAGCACCACCUGCUGGGCAAAGCAGAUGUAUGGGGAAGGAGGAGGCAAAUAUUUCAGCACCUCCAGCGACUGUGAAAUCACCGGAAUCCGGGUGGCUGUGGGUCUCCUGGGCCUGGUGAAGAGUAUCCAGGUGAGAUGUGGCGUGUCCUGGAGCACAGUGUUCGGCGCCCCAGGUGGGACUACCCAGGAAUUCAUCCUGCAGCCAGGAGAACACAUCCAAAUGAUCUAUGGCUCCUACAGGGUGUUUAUCCGGUCCCUGAUCAUAUCCACAGAUCAAGGGCGCUAUGCCACGUUUGGGAAGGAAAGUGGCAACACCUUCAUCGUCUCCCCCAGUGAGGACGGGAAGGUGCUCACGGGAAUCUGUGGCCAGCAUAAGCUUUUAGGCCUUUCGGGCCUCUGCUUUGAGUGGGACUACCCUCCAGAGGAUGAGGAGUGGACCACUGAACCAAACAGUACUAGAGACACGCAGUGCUCCAGCUGAGCCAAGGGGGCUGAGAAUAGCUGAGUCUGGGCCUCAAAUUGGAAUCUGCCAAUAAAUAAAGCUUC